This is a messenger RNA of Lolium rigidum, 636 nucleotides long. Its product is annotated as RING-H2 finger protein ATL39-like. The transcript has a single exon. The record is from RefSeq and is a predicted model, not a curated record. Lineage: Eukaryota; Viridiplantae; Streptophyta; Magnoliopsida; Poales; Poaceae. Bases 1 to 636 code for a protein of 211 amino acids.
AUGUCCUACAAUGACAGCCCAGGAGGCUUUCAUCGAGGAGCGGGAGGGGGGCCGUGCUGCAGCACACCGUCGCCGACGCUGCUCGCUGCGUUGGCGGCAUCAUUCGCCUGCUGCUUCCUCCUCGUCCUCGUCUUCCUCAGCCUGCGCUUCCUCCACCUUCGCCGCGCCUGGUCGCAGCGCAACCGUGCGCAGCCCCUGCAAGGGCAGGUCCAGGCCCCGCAACCCAAGCUUGGCCUCGACGCCGCCACCAUCGCGCUCAUCCCGUCCUUCCCGUACCAGCGGGACAGCUCGGCAUCGUCUCCGGCCGAGUGCGCAGUGUGCCUCAGCGUCGUCGACGACGGGGAGACGGUGAGGCAGCUCCCGGCCUGCAAUCACCUGUUCCAUCAGGUGUGCGUCGACGUGUGGCUCCUGUCCAAAGCGUCGUGCCCAGUCUGCCGCGGGAAUGCUGGGCCGGCCGAGCGUGCCGAUCGGCAAGACAGAGCCGCGGCGUCAGCGGCCAUCGUGCCUCUCGAGAUGUUGGACGAAGAGACGGAGUCUUUCUCAUCGUCGACGUCGGCGGCCGUGCCAGAGCGGCCUGGACUGAACGGCGGGAGGGCCACCGGCUCCGGCCAGGAAACGGACUUGGAACGGCAAUAG